Molecule: messenger RNA, 856 nt
Organism: Rhododendron vialii
Lineage: Eukaryota; Viridiplantae; Streptophyta; Magnoliopsida; Ericales; Ericaceae
Exons: 4
Coding region: 16-621 (201 amino acids)
Source: RefSeq, a predicted model, not a curated record
UAACAGAAGGGGGUCAUGCAUAAUUCGAAACCAAGAUUGAAAAACAGAGAGAAGAAGAAGAAGAGAGAAGACGGAGGAGGUGAAAGAGCAAAUCCAAUGGCAUCGUUUCUUCUCUUUCUACUCUCUCUCCUCUCCGUACCGGCCCAUCUCUCUCUAGGGCACAUAACAAGUAGAGAGAGAGAAGGAGGGCGUCGGCUUCUUAUGAGUUUCAAGGAGACGCCUUCAGGUGGGAACGCGACUUUCGAUUGCUCUCCUUCUGGACCAUGCGUUGCCUGUCUUUACUCCGAAAAGAAGGAUGAAAAAUAUCGGUGCAGUGAAACUGGCUAUCGUAUCCCUCUGAAGUGUGAAGAAACUGGGGCUAGUUCGAAUAAAGCCAACAGCGAAACAGCUCAGAAGGGUCGUUUACUUUCUGAUGUAUCCACAUCAGUGAGUGGGUCCCAGGCUUAUAUCACAUAUAGGAGCUGCAUACCGGCUGUUAAUGAAGAGAAGUUGUCAGUACUUGGUUUUGAGGGUAUUAUGUUGGGGAUGUUGUUCAUAAGCAGUUCAGUCAUUUACAUCAAACGAAAACGCAGCGGUGCCCCACCGGGAUCUGUGAGAAUUCCUACCAGCUCCCGGUUUUAACUCGCUUUUACCUUAGCAUUUGAGGUUUGUCCUCAUGAUUGUCAGGAUUAGUGGCAUGAUUGAUUUUUGUUGUAAAUGGAAGACCAAAAGAGUUCUCCAUCUUUGUUUGGCUCUUCCCUUACUCUCUAUCUCAACAUGUGUAUUUAAUGACCUUUUCCCUCUCGGGUUUCAGUUUUUAGUUCAUAUUACGCACCGAAAUGGCAGAAAUGAAAUGAUAUCAAAAUUCAUUCUCAAA